AUGCGGAACUUUACUUGCGAUCGGCCGCUGAACUGCGUGGCGGUCCGCCCUUCAUUGACAUUUGCCGAUGCAGCUGCAGAGGAUGCUGAAGGAGGCUGCUGCACAGUGCUGGCAGGUGGUGGACAAGAUGCUCGUGACGUUGCUCUGAUUGGCGCUGGAACAGAUGUUGAUCAGUUUGAGCCACUGCCACUCCGGUUUGCAAGAGUUUCAGACUCUGGCGCCCCAGGUAUAGAGCACUGUCCAGCAGAGGGGCCGUGGGACCCGAAACUGCGAAAAGGUGGUCACUUUGGUCCUAUCCACGCUUUGGCUUUCAGCCCCGAUGCUGCUGGGCUGGUAUGGUAUGCCAGGUGUAAUGGGGUUUCGAGUUUGACAUCAUGA
Messenger RNA from Symbiodinium pilosum, 378 nucleotides. The record is from the annotation of a GenBank genome assembly. Lineage: Eukaryota; Dinophyceae; Suessiales; Symbiodiniaceae.